AUGGAACGGCGGCGGUCGGUCCGUUUGAAGCCCACAAAGGAGGCCGAUUUGUUUGGCAUAAAGAGCUCCUCAGGCCCGUCUAUAUCGGCCUCAUGCGAAUUUAUUCCCGCGGUUAUUAUUGCAAUUCAAUUAACGGCGGCACAAAGCUCGCUCGGGUUACGCUUUAUUGAAUCGGACGGAUCGCCGUCCGGGGGAGGUCGGGCCGUCGUAAAGAUGGCCGUUUUAUCGCCGCCGCGGAUCACCAGUGGCGGAUUGGGCACGGCGGCGCACUUAAUCCGCCACGUACAGGCCCGAAUCGAUGUGCGG
Messenger RNA from Iphiclides podalirius (scarce swallowtail), 306 nucleotides. Lineage: Eukaryota; Metazoa; Arthropoda; Insecta; Lepidoptera; Papilionidae. The record is from the annotation of a GenBank genome assembly.